UUUGGUAUUUCCUUGCAUCUCAGAAUUCGUAAAACAUUAAAGCUCACGAACGCCAUCGUUCGUUAAACGUAAUAUACUUCGUUUUUUGUUUUACAGCGUUUAGUGUAUUUUAAAACCACAACUGCAAAUAUACACAGGCGCUGUGACGACAGAUUCCCGCUUGCUUUUCCGCCAGGAUUUAAAAUGUCAGUUGCAGGAGGCGUUGACAUCACAUCCAGCAAUAGAGCAACAUAAAUAUAAUGCAUACAGUAUUUUGAAUCCCAGUAUUUGAUGCAGACGUUGAUUUCAAAUGCUUAGUUAUAAACUUGUAGUUUAAACUCUUUUGUCAUUUUCACGCUCGAAAACAUGUCCCUGCCACCAGAAAAAGCAACUGAGUUAAAACAAAUAAUUCAUGACCAUUUAAUCAAGAUGGAUAUCCAUGGUAAGAUCCGUGAUGUUUUAGCGGAGACAGUAAGGGGUGAUGGGCACCAUGGACAGCGCUCGCUCUCUGAGGAAGACUUCAUACAUGCGCUCCAGCAGAGGGGAAUCGUGGAUGAUGUGAUGAAAGACCUCAACUUUACAAAUGUGGAUGUUUCUCACGCUGAACCUGAUACUGUGAACAAGUCUGCGACCCGUUUUGUGGACAAGAACAUCACACAGCUGAAGACAACUAACAUCAGUCCACUACGGAGAUACCUCUACCUACAAGUUCUGGGUGGUAAGGCUUUCCUGGAACAUUUGCAGGAGCCAGAGCCUUUACCUGGUCAGGUGUGCUCUACGUUCACCCUUCAUCUCCACUUCCGCAACCAGCGCUUCCGCUCUAAACCAGUCCCAUGUGCUUGUGAACCAGACCUACAGGAGGGCUUUCUUCUGGAAGUCCACAGAGAUGGCCCAGGAGAUGCUAGCAAGAUGGCUGAUGCAACCACCAUGUUGUCCAUCUGUGAUCCAGUGCAUAUGGUGCUGAUUAAAACAGACACGUCUGGGGACACAGCACUCGUUUCUUCUUAUUUUCUUGACUGGCGAACAGUUCUCAGUGCUCCCAAUGGAAAAAACAGUGUCUCAGUAGAACUACUAGGAGUGGGCACUGAAUGUAAAGUACCUGCUGGUGUUCUAAAUCUGAAGUUGGAACUGUAUCCUCCCCUUACUGAGACCCUGAGCCCUGAUGUCAUCAAAACCCAGCGAUCCCUGGAGAGACAGAAAACGGCAGAGAAGGAGAGGCUGUUUUUGGUAUAUGCCAAACAGUGGUGGCAGGAGUUCUUGGAGAUUCGACCCUCACACCAGUCCAAACUGGUAAAGAUCUUUGCACAGGACGAAAAUGGUGUGAACCGGCCUGUAUGCUCAUAUGUACGUGUACUGCGUGCCGGAAGGUUGCUUGAGAGUCCGCGGCAGGCGGCCCGUUUCGUUAGCCUGUUAGCUCAGGAAAGAGCGCCUGUGGUAGGGGGAGGAGUCAGGCAGGAGCAGUGGUGCUCUAUGAUGGCAUUUCUGUGCAGGAACAAGGGUGACUGUGAGGAUCAUGCUACGUUGCUGUGUAGUCUGCUGUUGGGAUUUGGACUGGAUGCUUAUGUAUGUGUGGGCACCAAAGCCAAGAAUAUUCCACACACCUGGGUCAUGACUUGCGGUACAGACGGCUCCAUCACCUUUUGGGAAAGUUUCACUGCACACAGAUACCUUCACCGACCAAUAGACCCAGAAGCUCCUCCCAUGGUCCCCCAACCAAAACCCACCCACCCUUACCGGACACUCGGCUGUGUCUUCAACCACAAGACGUUCUUGGCGAACUGUCAGCCAUCAGAUGCUGUGGAGCUGUGUGUGUUUGACUUCACAGACGGCUCCCGCUGGAAGGCCAUGAGUGAGGAGGCCGUGAGAUCUGUAUGUGCACCCGGCUCCACCUCCUCUCUCCCCCCGACUCCUCCUCUCUGCUCCCCUUCUCUAGUGCCCAAUGAGGCCAGCAACCAACUGGAGCUGGAGAUGCGCUACCUAUUAGCAGAACAUAGGAAGGAUCUUGGUCUGGCAACGGUCUGGGAUGAUCACCUGUCAUACCUGCUGUCAGCAGCGCUGUCGGCGUAUGAACUAGAGCGCUGUACAGGUGUUUCAUGUGGAAACGAGGAGUUUCAGGAUGCUGUGAGAAGGGCGGUGCCCGACGGACACACUUUUAAAGGCUUUCCCAUUCAUUUCUUGCACCGUAAUGCACGCAGGGCAUUCGCUACCUGCCUCAGGUCACCGUUCUGUGAAGAGAUUGUUUGCUGCCGAGGGGAUCAUGUGCGACUGGCGGUGAGGGUUCGUGUUUUUGCUUAUCCAGAGUCAGCUUGUGCUGUUUGGAUCAUGUUCGCUUGCAAGUACAGAUCUGUGCUGUGACAGAACGCAGCAUGAUCAUUCACCUCAGGUUUACAGAAUUCACAAGCCUCCUAAAUAUCUGCUAGAGUUUUGGAAUUACAUGUAUGACUUGUUAUAUUAUCUAUGCUUCUCAUGUAUGUUCAGUACAACACUGUGUGUGUGUGUGUGUGUGUGUGUGUGUGUCAUCUGGAAAGUGUUUUAAAAUGGUAUUUAUGGAUAUAUUUUUCUAAAUAAAUUUUAUGAUACCCUUA
Molecule: messenger RNA, 2564 nt
Organism: Ctenopharyngodon idella (grass carp)
Lineage: Eukaryota; Metazoa; Chordata; Actinopteri; Cypriniformes; Xenocyprididae
Gene: cep76
Product: centrosomal protein 76
Exons: 12
Coding region: 346-2334 (662 amino acids)
Source: RefSeq, a predicted model, not a curated record